This is a messenger RNA of Aspergillus heteromorphus CBS 117.55, 3481 nucleotides long. Its product is annotated as nuclear pore complex protein An-Nup84. The coding region runs from base 86 to 3220 and encodes 1044 amino acids. The record is from RefSeq and is a predicted model, not a curated record. Gene Ontology annotation, molecular function: structural constituent of nuclear pore. Lineage: Eukaryota; Fungi; Ascomycota; Eurotiomycetes; Eurotiales; Aspergillaceae. The transcript has 6 exons. Gene Ontology annotation, cellular component: nuclear pore; nuclear pore outer ring. Gene Ontology annotation, biological process: protein import into nucleus; post-transcriptional tethering of RNA polymerase II gene DNA at nuclear periphery; regulation of DNA-templated transcription.
GGCCACCAGAAUAGACCUCUCGCCUUCCCGCUUCUUCCCCAACACUUUCUCCCCCGACACGAGCCUCCGAUUCUCCCUUGCGCUCAUGGCUCCUCUCUCGAGGCCGACGGGCUCGGGCGCCCCGACCGGGUUCACCUCCGUCAAUCCUUCCCAACCACCCAACGAUGCGGAAGUCAUUGAGAUUGAGGAUGACGACGACGAUGAACCGAUGGAUGAUGAGGGCGAUGAGCUGGAGCCGAAUGAUGAUGAGGAUAUGGAAGAUGACUACGUUGAGGACGACGGCGAGGAGGAAUCGGAGAAUGAGUCCGCUGAAGAACGGAAUCGCAGCGAAUCACCCCUCGACCUGGGUCUCGCUCCGAAUGGGCACAGUGUUCUAGAUGUCACGACUCCGGACCUUUUUACUUCGGCGGGCGCGCAGGAAGCGUUGCACCCCCUUCGCCGCACCGCGGAUCGAGUGACGCGUCAGAUCGAGGCAUUUGCGGAGAAAUUGGAUCGUUUCAAACAGCAGGGAAAUCGCUCGGAUGACUUCGGGAACUACCAAGCUGCCUACCAAUUGGUGAAGAGCUACCAGACUCUCGCGCAAGACGCCAUCAGCGACAUCUCGAAGCAGAACACCUUGAAACGCGCCAAACUAGGAUUCAAUGCCUCUCGAAGCAACGGACCUGCGUCGUUCGAUCCCAAGACCGAAGAGGAGCUCCAGCGACUGCAAUUGGAGGCCGACACUUGGCGCCUUCUCCUCAACCUCAUCAGCAUCGACGACCCGCCCCACAAAGCCCAUUGCAAGAAGGCGCAGGAGACGGUCUUCCAGAACCUACACCGGUACUCUUCCGACAGCGAAGUGUGGGAACAAUUCUUAUCAGCGGACCACUACGCGGCGGAAUGCGUCAUCAUCCUCAAGUGGCUGGAACAGACGGCAAAGUCUGGCGGCAAGGACAUGGACGCCCUGAUCAAUGAGUUGGAGACGCAGUCUGAGAGAGGUCAGGGGAUGUGGACUCAUGGCUGGCUGUAUACCAAGGAGGCCAUCAAAGGACAGAAACGACUGCGCGCUUGGCCUCAGCCGCUCGAGCCCAACGACCCCGGAAUUACCGCUUCGCUGAGCUCCGACACGGAUCCUCUAGUUACUCAGUUGGAUCCCGAUGCUGUGACGCGACAGAAGCGAACCCUACAGAAACAGGACCAAUUUUACGAGCGCGCCACCUGGAUGACCUGCUGGAAGAUGCUUAGACACGGGGAGGAUUGGUCCAAGAUCCGGGAGUGGUGCACUGAGCGGCUGGAGAAUUGGCGAGCGGUCAGCAUCUGUGGCUCGAGUGUGGACGUCAAAUCCCACACAGGCAAGACGCCCGUUGAUGAUGGACACACGCGCAUGAUGAACUGGCGUACCCAGGAAUCCUGGCGAGCCGCCUGCGCGGCCCUGACGCACAACCCCCACACCGAAGAUUUUGAGCGGGCUGUCUAUUCAUUGCUCUGCGGUGAGACUGAAGCGGCCUUCAAGGUCUGUCAGACCUGGGACGACUACCUCUAUGUAUACUUCAACAACGUCCUCAUCACCCGCUACCAAGGCUUCUGCAAACAAUUCCAGCGCAAGCUCAGCCAUUCGCCUACGGCGCCCGUCGCCUUCGUGCCGGAACCAGCUGGAUACGCUGACGUGAAUAAGUUUGUGCAGUACACCAAGGGCAAUGAUCGCGUCGGGGGCGAGGCGCGGAACCCAUACCGCACAAUCCAGGCCACCAUCAUAGGCAAAUCAUACGACUCAUUUUUCUGGGCUCUCGCCAAGGCGGUGUCUCAGGUCGCGAACAACAAGCCGGACACCUCAAAUUUCGUACCCGAUGUAUCGCCUAGCACCCAGGUUGACGACAACCUUGUGAUCGCGGCGGAAGAUGGCGAUGCGUUGAGAAUUGCAACCCAUCUCUACAUCAUUGCCUGCUCCACCGGAUACGUCCGCUCCGAUACCCAGUUCUACAAUACCGCCUGUGUGAAUGUGGUUGGAUACAUUGCCAACUUGGAGGAAGUCGGCGUUGUUGACAUCGUCCCUCUUUACGCAUCACUCCUCCCUGAAAACCUGGCGCACUCCGUCCUGGCCCAGGUGUUAAUUGAGAUCGUUGAUUCCAGGGAAAGAAAGCUACUGAUCAGGCUCAUGGAGAAACAUGAAAUUGACGUUGAGGCUGUCCUGCAAGCCCAGUGGAAUUGGGUGAGCGAGAAUGUCUCCGCCAUUGACACUUCGAGGACGAUUAAACGGUACCCUAAGGUGGUGAUCCGUGGGGAUGGCAACCGAGAAUUAAUGCCAGUGAGGAAGGAUUUCAUUGGGACUGAAAUAUCCGGGGCCGACGAACAUGUCAUCCGUAGCCUGGAGUGGCUUCGUUAUGUGGAUGGGCAGUGGGGUCGCAUCUGUCAACUCGGGACUUUGUUGUACCGAAAGUUCUAUCUUUCUGGUAAACUCUCCGCAGCGCGGGAGUUGAGUCGUCGCAUGAGAUUGGCCGACCUUUCGCAAGAGGCGUUCGGAUUUGAUAUCUCAGAGUUCACACUCGACAUUGAGGCUGUGCCGCCGGAGAACUACCCUUCCGAACCUGCCAGCCCCAGUAAAACGAAGUUGUUCAGCUCUCCACACAAACGGUCUCGGUCGAGGACAAGCGUCUCGUCGGCCCAGACGAACCUCUUGAUCCUGCAAUCGCAGACCAUGCGCGACCUGGAAGUGUUGAUCUUGGCGUUUGAUUCGCUGGAAAACUUUGCCGUGCUGUUUGAGAAACUCGAAAAGACUAAGCGCAGACGGGACUCUGGCACCAUCAAGGAUCUGAGGGUGGAAUUACAGGGAGCGCUGGAUGAGACUAGUCUUCAUAUCGAUGCCAUGCUCGACGAAUGGCUAGUCAGCAGUGAGAAUGAAACCGAACGGGCCGAACUGGACGAGAUUCGGAACACGUAUCUUCCGGAGCUGUUCCUCGAGUACCAUAGCGCGAUGUACUUCUCUGCGCAUGUGAUCUCCAGCGAGCUCCUCGUGCAGUGCAUGAACCUCGCGACACAGGUGUCCGAGGUCGAGCAUCUCACAAGCAGCUUCGUUGCGUCGCGCCGCAUGAGGGAGCUGAUGGAUGCGCUGGCCAUCUCCAGCAAAGCCAUGGUGAACACCCAAGCGAAGCCCGGCGUGCGGCUACUGGGGGGUGAGUCGCUGGGAAUCUGGACCGUUCCAGCGCCCGACGAGGAGCAGGACGGAGAUACCCCGGCGCAAUGAGUGUAUUCUGACGGUGGACCGGCGUGUAUAUUACCUUCGAAUUUUCUCAUACUAUUUCCAACGAAUCUCUCCGAGCCUGCAGGAUGGUGGGUAUUUUGUUUGCAUGUUGGACAGGCUCGAGGGGUGGAUCAUUGCAGGCGCGGUUCUAGGAUGAUUGAUUUGGCUCGAUAUGAAAUGAGCUGGCCAUAUUAUUGUGCAACAAGACGUACAGUAUGUGCAGUACCUACUUGGCUACCUUAAUACAGAGUAAAGGGAGUAGAC